AUAUGGCAAACAUAUCUGUUUUGAAGCUGUCAACUCUUGCCGUUGAUUGGUUAAUACAAUCAAAUCAUUUUGUGUUGAAGGCCAAUCGUAAAGCUACAAGCAUUCGUCGGAAAAAUGUCUUCGCGAGUGUAGUCUUGUGUUCCUUUCAAGAUUUUACAACCAUUUAUUAUCCAAACGCAGUUGCACUCGCUGUAAUAAUAACGACUUAACUUAUUUGUGUUUCAAUACCUCUGUUUAUAAGUGCUGCAGAUAUGGCUGACGAGAUGGAUCCUUGCGAGUGCCUGUGGAAUCAUGAGCUGGCGAUGCGUCGGCUUAUCUCUCUGCUCCGUCAAGGUCAGUCAUACUGCACAGAAAAUGAAUGCCUGGACGAGUUCCCGAGUCUACCAUCACCGCCGCAGUCGUCUGCAAACAGUUUCAUGGUGAUGUUCCUCAUGAUGGCUCUCGCACUUGCCAUGUACGCUAUGCGCCCGCGCCGCAACCAGAUACAAGAUUCUGCAAAGCCUUCGCGCAAUUCUCAGGAUCAUGACGGAGCACCUCCAACGCCUCCAAGAAUAUAAACUGAAGAGGUUUAUAAAGGGAUCACGCUAACAAUGAAUUCCAGUAAUUGUAUUAUAUAGUAAAUUGUACCGCACCAAGUUGUGGACACAAGAACGUCAUCACAACUAAUGUGUAGAUGAGUAAGAUCUUGUAUAGGUAUUAUGUACUGAUAAGUUUAUAAUAUAAACGAUUGGAAGUUUCGAAAAUGUAUAACGAUUCAUUUCGCUGUUGCUGCCUUGCCUUUGAAAUUUAACCUAGAAUAGGCGUCACAAUAAGAUCUUUGAAGUACGAUGGUUAUAAUGGUUCGGUCUCCUUUUACUGUUUCUUUUUUCCCGCUAUUUAUCAUCUGGUGCUAUAUUGUAUCAUCUAUUUAUUUAGACCAAUAAUAUAUGAGUAUUAUAACAGAUGUUUCAUUGUUCAUUCAGUUUGAUAAUAAUAUAAAAUAAAUAUAUUUAUAAAUAUUUUGCACAUAAUGCACAUGUUUAUUGCACUACAUAAAAAUAAUUACACAUUACGCAAGUGCAAUAAUAUUAUCAUACUUACCUGAAUCUGCAAUCAAGAUCUGAUUUUUGAAGUAUUACAAUGAAGCGAUGGUGAAUUUAGUCACGUUUUUACUGACGUAACGCGACGAAGUACGGAAUCAAUUGAAAGCAAAGACAUUUAGCUUGAAUUUGUAAUCAAAUGUCGUUUUGCAAUUGCAGUUAUUCAUAGUGCAGUACGUUGCUAUUGUACUGCCAGUUAUAUAAUAACGUUGUUGUUUUGAGAAUGUCACGCAGGUCCGCGCAACAUGGAAAAUUUAUGUCAAAAGGGUU
Messenger RNA from Spodoptera littoralis (African cotton leafworm), 1349 nucleotides. The record is from the annotation of a GenBank genome assembly. NCBI's taxonomy places the organism in Eukaryota, Metazoa, Arthropoda, Insecta, Lepidoptera, Noctuidae.